CGACAGUGUAUCCAUUUUCAGUGGAAAAGGCAAGAAAGGAGCAUGGAAAACAUAGAUGACAUGUGAGUCGGCAACCGAAGCCUUUAAGUUUAUAUCUUUGCCAAACGACCACAUUCCAUGUCACAUAGUGCCUGAAUUGGAAGAGUUUAUUUCGAAGCUAUACUCGGCAACCUCAGAACAUCGAAAAGUUAAUCAGUUACGGAAACAGCUCUUCUGCACUGGAAAUAGACCCUUACAUCUGAUUCCACCUAGCUCAGCUACACUCGCAGAACACUGUCUCCGAGCCGCAUAUCAAGCAUGCCAAAUCUGGGUUAGAUCGUUAGAUAUGCUUCAAUGUGCUCCCCUUCUCCAGGCUCUUGGAGUUGGACCAAACAAUAUGAAAUGUGGGAACCGGUUUGGUCAAAACUGA
Messenger RNA from Ceutorhynchus assimilis (cabbage seed weevil), 409 nucleotides. Lineage: Eukaryota; Metazoa; Arthropoda; Insecta; Coleoptera; Curculionidae. The record is from the annotation of a GenBank genome assembly.